AAGUCCUUAUCUGCGGUGCCGGCAUUACCGGCAAUGCCCUGGCCUUUUGGCUAUCAAAGAUGGGCCACCACGUCACGGUCAUUGAAAGGUAUUCGAGCUUGCGUGCCACCGGGUUGCAAGUCGACCUCCGAGAACCGGGUAUCACAGUCUUGCGGCGAAUGGGCCUCGAGCAACAAUUUCGUGCCAAGUCCAUUCGCGAACAGGGUAUGGAAAUUGUCGAUGAUGCCGGCAAACGCAAGGCAUAUUUCGCCGUCAAUCGAUCCGGCAUGGGAAUGCAGAGCUUCACCACAGAUUAUGAGAUCAUGCGAGGCGACCUAUGUCAAUUAUUAUAUGACGCCACCAAGGACCGCGCAACGUUCGUCUUCGGAACGACGGUCGAGAGCUUCACGCAGCGGGAAAGCCACGUCGAGGUAGAGUUUUCUGAUGGCAGCCAUGACCGGUUUGAUCUAUUGGUGGGUGCCGAUGGACAAGGUUCUCGCACACGCAGAAUGAUCCUUGGAUCCGAACCAGACCCAUUUCACCCAUUGGGGGUUCACAUGGGAUAUUUCACAGUCCCACGUGAGAUUCAACCUGGGGAGGAGUACAACGCGGCAAUAUACAUUGCUCCUGGGCAGCGCUUUAUCUUCACCCGGAGGCAUAGCCCGCAUGCCAUGCAAGUUUACCUUGCGUGUAAAACCGACUCGGAUCGACUGAAUAAGGCACGCGGAAACACCGAGGAAGAAAAGGAUGGCUUGGCGGAGAUCUUUCGUGGGGCAGGAUGGCAGACGGACCGGGUUCUCAAAGAACUCCAGAGCGCGGAUGAUUUCUACUGCGAGCGCCUGGGGGUGGUCAGAAUGGACUCCUGGUCUGCCGGCCGAGUCGCACUAGUCGGAGAUGCGGCAUAUUGUCCAUCGGCGACCACUGGUAUGGGAACGACCUCGGGCUUGGUGGGGGCGUACAUCCUCGCAGGAGAGAUCAGCAAGUUUCAUCAAGCAAAUCUCGCGCCAAAGGAUCGCCUCCUCCUCGCUCUCAAGGCGUAUGACGACAUAUAUCGACCGUUUAUGUCGCAAGUUCAGAAGGGAAUCGAAAAGGGCUCGACAUUCUGGGACUACACCCCAUCUUCAUCGUGGGGAAUUACCGUUGUGCACAUUCUCUUAUGGGUAGCUGCUUUCCUGCGAUUGGAUAUCCUCAGCCAAUGGUUCAUCCGUGAGGAUACAACCUGGGUCUUGCCGGAUUAUAAACAGAUGGAGCAGAGCUGACCGCAUUACAGCUUCAUAUUGCCUGACUUCUGGUUUGGAGGAAGGUCAAAUUGUUUGUUUUUUUAACGUUGUAACACAUUCAUGUACACAGUCUCUAUCGAUUUUAGCGGCGGAGAGGGGAUAUGAAUGCUCUAAGGCUCUAGUUAACUAAUGAUAAUAUAGAGGAAGCAAUUAAGCUAUGCAUUA
Molecule: messenger RNA, 1424 nt
Organism: Aspergillus caelatus
Lineage: Eukaryota; Fungi; Ascomycota; Eurotiomycetes; Eurotiales; Aspergillaceae
Exons: 1
Coding region: 60-1238 (392 amino acids)
Molecular function (GO): FAD binding
Source: RefSeq, a predicted model, not a curated record